UAAUUAAGUCAUCAUGAAGUUUCUCUUCUUCUUCUUGUCGUCGUUCUUCUUCUCCUUCUUUUGCACCUACUCGGCGACUACUCCAAGCCCAACUAUAGUUUUCGACACCACAGGGGAGCCACUCAAGGUCGGAGAAAAAUACUAUGUUCUUAGAAAGCCAACGACACUUAAUUUGGGGGCGUUCGGGGGCCUAAAACUCUCCGACUACUCGAAUCAAGGAUGCGCUGAUGUCGUGACACAAGCAUCCCCCUCGGAAUUAGGCAUCCCUGUCAGCUUCCAUCCCCUGCAAGGAUCCGACAUCCGUCUCUCCCAAUCACUCAACAUUAGGUUCGAAACCUCCAAGCCGGCGUGCGCCAGCUCCACAGUGUGGCAAGUAGGCAAGACCGAUCCGGUUUCACAGUUACCAUUAAUAACUAUUGGAGGCGCGCUAGGUAAUCCAAGUUGCGCCAAUGGCGGGAACUGGUUCAAGAUUGAGGAGGGCUCGAUCCCAAACACCUACAGGUUUGUGACGCACCCGGACGAGUUCUGCAACUUGGCUACAGUGACUCAUGGGAUUAUUAUUCGUCCCGGAAGUAAUGGACAAAAAGUGUUGGUUCGAUCUAACAGGGAUGACAAAUAUAAUGUAAUUUUUGCGAAAGCACCGCCACCAUAAGCCGUUGUUUCGAUCUAACUGCAGUUCGUUUGUAUGAAUUCAAUGACUUCUUCUAUGAUUGCUGCUCUCUAGUUUUUUUCAAUU
Molecule: messenger RNA, 736 nt
Organism: Andrographis paniculata
Lineage: Eukaryota; Viridiplantae; Streptophyta; Magnoliopsida; Lamiales; Acanthaceae
Product: 21 kDa seed protein-like
Exons: 2
Coding region: 14-652 (212 amino acids)
Molecular function (GO): endopeptidase inhibitor activity
Source: RefSeq, a predicted model, not a curated record